AAUGAUUUGAUUCGUUUACAACAGAAAUACCUUUUUUAAUUGUUACGGGUUUCAUGAGUCAGUUACCAACGGCAACGUAUUUUCCCAGAGUUUCGCUGCACCUUCAAUGUGUUCUUCCAUAUACAAAAAUGAAGAAAAAACCCAUGAACUUUUCCACACGUUAUCUUCCAGAAAUCAGAAUCCCCUCAUUUGUUUGCGAUUUUGAGAAAGACAGAUUUUUGUUUGCUAUUUUGUGACGGAAUCUCGGAUUGAAACAUUAAUUCAUCCAUACCUGAAGGAUAAUUGUUCUUGAUAGAUAGUAGUAGUUGGAGUUCAAUGUUUGGCUUUGGAAAAAAGCCGCCGGCUUCUGCGAAUGCAAGCCCUUUGCAUUCUGAAUCCAAGCCAGCUAGCAAUGCUUCUACCAUUACAGCUGGCAGGAGAACAUCUUCAGAGCCAGCACUGGACAGCAUGACUGUGCAAGAGCUGGAAAACUAUGCGGUGAACCAGGCUGAGGAGACCACCAAAUCCGUUAGCAACUGCCUCAAGAUUGCGGAGGAUAUUAGACAGGAUGGGGCUAGGACCCUUGAGAUGUUGCAUCAGCAGGGGGAGCAGAUUCAUAGGACUCAUGAGAUGGCUGUUGAGAUGGACCGUGAUUUGAGCAAGGGGGAGAAGUUACUGAAUAGUCUUGGUGGAAUGUUCUCUAAGCCAUGGAAGCCAAAGAAGACUAAGGAUAUCACAGGGCCCUUGACCUCAAAAGACGACAACUACAAAGCAAAGCAAAGUAGGAAAGAACAAAGGGAGAAGCUGGGUUUGAAUGCGAAGGGGAAAUCAGCACCAACAACACCUCCUUGUGAACCAACGAACGCGUUACAGAAAGUUGAGAUGGAGAAGGCAAAACAAGACGAUGCGCUCUCGGAGCUUAGUGGUAUAUUGGGUGAACUAAAGGGAAUGGCUACUGAUAUGGGCAGUGAACUUGACAGGCAAAACAACGCUCUAGACCAUCUAGAAACAGACGUGGAUGAAUUGAACUCUCGAGUAAAAGGCGCCAAUCAGCGCACCCGUCAUCUACUGGGGAAGUGAAGUGCGACACACUAUCUUUUUCGUAGUAUUUUUUUAACUUCUUGUAUUAUAAAAUUUUAGUUCUUUGUAUUUACUUUAAUUUUUGUUGUAUUACUUGUAUAUCAUGAAAUGAAUGUGUUUAUAAGCAAUAAAUGUUGUUCAAAGGUUGGGUACAUUUGGUUCGUCAAACUUUGAAUUUAAGCCAAACUUUAAGAUGUAGCUGUCAUUAGUCAUGGACUCAUGGAUUAGUCAUACAUAAUCAGGUUUGACAAUCUCCUCCUCAACGUUCAUGUCCCAUAACCUUAAUAAUUACGGGUCAUUUCAAGUCAUUACGAGUCUGUUUCUUGUGUCAUUUUCCGCAUUGAAAGUAUAAUUUGCAAUACCA
Cuscuta epithymum is the source of this 1423-nucleotide messenger RNA. NCBI's taxonomy places the organism in Eukaryota, Viridiplantae, Streptophyta, Magnoliopsida, Solanales, Convolvulaceae. The record is from the annotation of a GenBank genome assembly.